AUGUUAUUUGUCUCUUUGCAGCACCCUUACCCAACAGAGGAUGAGAAAAGGCAGAUAGCAGCACAGACAAACCUGACACUUUUGCAAGUCAAUAACUGGUUUAUCAAUGCCCGGCGGCGCAUUCUGCAGCCCAUGCUUGAUGCAAGCAAUCCAGAUCCAGCUCCCAAAGCCAAGAAGAUCAAGUCCCAACAUCGGCCUACUCAAAGAUUCUGGCCCAACUCCAUCGCAGCUGGUGUGCUGCAGCAGCAAGGAGGCAAUCCUGGUACUAAUCCUGAUGGCUCUAUAAAUAUGGACAACCUGCAGUCCCUCUCAUCCGAUAAUGCUACCAUUGCUAUGCAGCAAGCCAUGAUGGCAGCUCAUGAUGACUCACUUGAUGGUACAGAAGAUGAGGAAGAAGAUGAAAUAGAGGAAGAGGAAGAUGAUGAACUGGAGGAAGAUAAUGAUGAGCUCCAGACAACAAAUGUUAGUGACCUUGGUUUGGAACACAGUGACUCACUGGAGUAGCAAAUAACUGAAGGUCCCUGAUUUUAAAUGAAGCAGAUGCCUCCUGGAAAGUUGUUCCUUACCUAAAUCAGAAGCUGAGGAAUCCUUGAACUUUGUCAUAAAAGUUCCCACACAUUUCUUUAAAAGUUAUAUAUGACAAAAUCAAGUAAUGAUGCCCUACAAAGUGUCUCAUUUGCCUGGAUCAGACUGCAAAUGUGGACUGGUGUGCACAUUUAAGAGACCAGUAGAA
Messenger RNA from Alligator sinensis (Chinese alligator), 733 nucleotides. RefSeq names its product homeobox protein PKNOX2-like. Lineage: Eukaryota; Metazoa; Chordata; Crocodylia; Alligatoridae. Gene Ontology annotation, biological process: regulation of transcription by RNA polymerase II. Gene Ontology annotation, molecular function: DNA-binding transcription factor activity, RNA polymerase II-specific; RNA polymerase II cis-regulatory region sequence-specific DNA binding. The transcript has 3 exons. Bases 1 to 504 code for a protein of 167 amino acids. The record is from RefSeq and is a predicted model, not a curated record.